Molecule: messenger RNA, 753 nt
Organism: Oldenlandia corymbosa var. corymbosa
Lineage: Eukaryota; Viridiplantae; Streptophyta; Magnoliopsida; Gentianales; Rubiaceae
Source: the annotation of a GenBank genome assembly
AUGGGUGCAAUCAAGGCAGCAGUGGCGGAUGGGGUGUUGACUUUCAUGUGGGUCUUCAGUAUUUCAUCUCUGGGGACCCUCAAUUCCCUCCUCACCGCCGCUCUCCCCGUCCCCCACCACCAUCACUGGUGGUCCUCCCUCCUCACCACCACCUGUCUCGUCUGCGUCUUCUUGUUCGUUUUUGGGAUCAUCGGUCACGCCUUAGGCGGCGCCACCUUCAACCCCACCGCCACCGCUGCCUUCCACGCCGUCGGCCUCGGCGGAUCCAACUCUCUUUACUCCACGGCCCUCCGUUUCCCGGCCCAGGCUGUCGGGGCGGUCGGCGGCGCUCUGGCGAUCCAGGAGUUUAUGCCGGCCCAAUACAAGCAUAUGCUUGGUGGGCCGUCUUUGAAAGUGGAUUUGCACACCGGAGCCAUUGCAGAAGGGGUUUUGACGUUUGUGAUUACGUUUCUGGUUUUGGGGAUUGUUCUGAAGGGACCAAAGAGUCCAAUUGUGAAGAACUUCUUGAUCGCUGUUUGCACGGUGGCGCUUGUGAUUGCGGGCUCCGGGUACACCGGCCCCUCUAUGAAUCCGGCUAAUGCUUUUGGUUGGGCGUAUGUGAACAAGAGGCAUGAUACUUGGGAGCAGUUUUAUGUGUACUGGAUUUGUCCAUUUGUUGGAGCAAUUUUGGCUGCUUGGACUUUCAGAUGGGUUUUCCCAGCAGCUUCAGGAGGAGGACCAAAGAAGACUUCAGCUAAGAAAAAGAAAGCUUAA